UUCAGUUCAGCAGUGAGGUGAAUAUGUUUAUGUAAAUGAGAAGUUAGGAGGUCUCACAUGCGCGUCUUCUCGGUUCAAACUGCUUGCCGUUACCUUGAGGGACGGAUCGACUGAGGACGGACUGAUAACAAUAGAUUAAUGGAAGAAUGGCUCUACAAAAUUAUUCGUUGCAUAAUGGAAAACAAUGCACCUCAAUUGAUGAUUUCCGUAACCAAGUCUAUUCCACAGUGUACUCAGUCAUCACAGUCUUUGGGCUGAUGAGCAAUGGCUUUGCACUCUAUGUGCUUCUUCGUACAUACCGGCAAACCUCAGCCUUCAACAUCUACAUGCUCAACUUGGCCGUGUCAGACUUGCUGUGUGUCAGUACGCUACCUCUACGGGUGCUCUAUUAUGUCAACAAAGGGCAGUGGAACAUGGGAGACUUUCUAUGUCGAGUAAGUUCCUACGCGUUAUACAUGAACCUCUACUGCAGCAUCUUCUUCAUGAUGGCCAUGAGUUUUACCCGUUUUUUGGCCAUUGUGUUUCCAGUGCAGAACCUGAGGCUAGCCACUGAAAAAAAGGCAUGGAUAGUUUGUAUAUGCAUUUGGGUAUUCAUUUGCACCACCAGUUCACCAUUUCUUCUUUCUGGAGAGCAUUUGGAUCAAAAGACUAACAAAACCAAGUGUUUUGAACCACCAGAAAAUGGCACAAUAGACAAACUGAUUUUUCUGAACUACUUUUCACUGGUGGUGGGGUUCAUUAUUCCCUUCUUGGUUAUUUUGCUUUGCUAUGUUGGCAUCUUGCGCACUCUACUUAGAAACACUAAUACCUUGAACAGGCAGCGCUACACACGCAACAAGGCCAUUCGUAUGAUUGUUGUUGUGAUGUUGGUUUUCUUAGUCAGUUUUAUGCCUUAUCACAUUCAACGCACGCUACAUCUCAACAUCCGUAGACGCAAUGACACUACCUGUCAAGAGGUUGUUUAUAUGCAGAAGUCUGUAGUUAUCACACUCUGCCUGGCUGCUUCAAACUGUUGCUUUGACCCAAUGCUCUAUUUUUUUUCUGGAGAGAAUUUUCGACACCGCCUCUCCACCUUCCGUAGAGUCUCUGGUAAUAUCAACGGCACACACCAGAAUUGCCAUCGUCUUCAAAACUCUCCACCUGUGGAAGAGAGUGUUCCUCAGGUCUGUAAUGGCUCAAGCUAACUUGAAGGAAUCAGAAUAAUGUUUAUUUGUCAGUAUAAAAGAGAAUUUCAAACAUCAUAGACAUGUUAACCUCAAGAAAUAAAAAAUACAUUUCUAAACCCAUACGGAAAUGUAAUAUAUGACAUACAUGUCCCUAUAUCAGUAGUGAUCUUGCCAUAUAUGUUACAUAUAAGAAAAUAUAUUAUUGCCACAUAUAUACAUAUUUUGGAUAUAUGUAGAUAUAUGUUUAUAACAUAUUUGA
This is a messenger RNA of Triplophysa rosa, 1425 nucleotides long. It is a transcript of the gene cysltr1, whose product is annotated as cysteinyl leukotriene receptor 1. The coding region runs from base 147 to 1184 and encodes 345 amino acids. The record is from RefSeq and is a predicted model, not a curated record. Gene Ontology annotation, cellular component: plasma membrane. Lineage: Eukaryota; Metazoa; Chordata; Actinopteri; Cypriniformes; Nemacheilidae. The transcript is spliced from 2 exons. Gene Ontology annotation, molecular function: leukotriene receptor activity. Gene Ontology annotation, biological process: G protein-coupled receptor signaling pathway.